Colletotrichum graminicola M1.001 is the source of this 930-nucleotide messenger RNA. Its product is annotated as domain found in IF2B/IF5. Gene Ontology annotation, biological process: translational initiation; formation of translation preinitiation complex; formation of cytoplasmic translation initiation complex. The record is from RefSeq and is a predicted model, not a curated record. The transcript has 3 exons. NCBI's taxonomy places the organism in Eukaryota, Fungi, Ascomycota, Sordariomycetes, Glomerellales, Glomerellaceae. Gene Ontology annotation, molecular function: translation initiation factor binding; translation initiation factor activity; mRNA binding. The coding region runs from base 1 to 930 and encodes 309 amino acids. Gene Ontology annotation, cellular component: eukaryotic translation initiation factor 2 complex.
AUGGUCAACGCCACCGAGGAACCCAAGGAGACAGCUCAGUCGCACACGCCUCGUACGCCGCCGCUUGCCGCUGCCCUUGAAGCCUUACAUGCUGAUGCCAAUUCUCAAGCUGGAGCCGAAGAUGCGACGGCCUCCACCCCCGAAGCCGCUGUCGAGGAUGGCGGUCUCGACCUGUCGAUGAAGAAAAAGAAGAAGAAGAAGGUCGUCAAGGAAGGCGACGAUGCCGCCGAGGACGCCCCCGCUGGCGAGGACGGCGGCGUGGACCUGACCAUGAAGAAAAAGAAGAAGAAGAAGAAGGUCACCGGGGACGCCGAGGAUGACGAGUUCGCCGCCAAGCUUAAGGCUCUGGAUCUCGAGGGUAACCAGGAGGGUGGUGAGGCCGCUGAGGAAACCGCCGAUGACGGCGACAUGGACGCUGGCACCGGUGUCUGGCAGCACGACGAGACCAAGGCCCUGGGCUACCACCUGCUCCUGGACCGCUUCUUCCACCAGCUCUCCCAGAAGAACCCCGACCACGCCCUCAGCGGCUCCAAGAGCUACAAGAUCCCUCCCCCGCAGUGCAUGCGUGAAGGCAACAAGAAGACCAUCUUUGCCAACAUUGCUGAGAUCUGCAAGCGCAUGAAGAGAACCGAGGAGCACGUCACCGCCUAUCUCUUCUCCGAGUUGGGUACUAGCGGUUCCGUCGACGGUAGCAGACGCCUGGUUAUCAAGGGUCGUUUCCAGCAAAAGCAGCUCGAGAACGUGCUGCGCAAGUACAUUAUCGAGUAUGUUACCUGCAAGACCUGCAAAUCCGCCGACACCGAGCUGUCCAAGGGAGAGAACCGUCUGUACUUCAUCACCUGCAAUUCUUGCGGCUCGAGACGUUCCGUUACUGCCAUCAAGACCGGUUUCUCCGCCCAGAUCGGCAAGAGAAGAAAGAUGCAGGGUUAA